ACGCUACUAAAACACGACGCGCGCCAAUAUUUAACCAGGAAAAGAACAGCAACAACGCCUUCAGUCACAAUUAAGUAUAAGACACUGCUAGAUUCUUUAAGUAGAUGAUUAACUAGCUAGGUUUUGCCAGCAUGUUCGACCUAGAGUAUGAUUACUUUUUAGAGGAAGACAAAAUUUAGUGCGUGCUUGUGUUAUUGCUCCCUGUCAGUAGUUUAGACGUAGCUGUCAAAAAUAUGGCCUACUAUUCGCUUCACUAUCAGAGAUCUGUCGCAGGAUACGGCUAUCGCUACUAUAGACCACACGAAGAUAAGAUGGGCAUGACAGUGACGUCAGGCAGCGUGACCAUCAAAAAAGACGAAAACAACCUCAUAGGGAUAAGUAUAGGUGGCGGAGCUCCUCAUUGUCCCUGCCUGUACAUAGUACAGAUAUUUGACAACACUGCUGCAAGCAGGGAGGGCACACUACAGUCAGGAGAUGAACUAGUAUCAAUCAAUGGUCAAUCUGUCAAGGGCAAGACAAAAGUGGAGGUCGCAAAGAUGAUCCAGUCUGCCAAGGAUGAAGUGGUAAUCAAUUAUAACAAACUACACGCGGAUCCCCAGCAAGGCAAAAGUUUAGACAUUGUAUUGAAAAAAAUGAAGCAUCGUCUAGUGGAGAACAUGAGUUCGUCGACAGCAGACGCUUUAGGACUAUCCAGAGCUAUCUUAUGUAACGAUACGCUGGUGAAGAAAAUGCAAGAGCUACAAGAUACGGAACUGAUGUACAGAGGUCUCGUUGACCAUUGCAAACGGGUCUUACAUGCCCACCUGGAACUACUCCAAACCAUGAAGGCUAUGGGUGACAUUUUCGCCUCUCUAGCGGUACGCGAACCCCAACCCAGAGCUAGCGAAGCCUUCAGGGUUUUCGGUGAGCGCCAUAGGGCCAUGGAAAGGUCAGGAUUGGAGAUGAUCAGGCAGGUGAAGCCGGUCCUGUCCGAUAUGGGCACUUACCUACACAAGGCCAUACCGGACACUAGGUUGACGGUCAAGAAGUACGCUGAUGCCAAGUUCGAGUACCUGGCCUACUGUUUGAAGGUGAAAGAAAUGGACGAUGAGGAGUGCAGUUACGCUGCCCUACAAGAGCCCAACUACAGGGUGGAAACAGGAAAUUACGAAUACAGAUUGAUUCUCCGGUGUCGGCAGCUGGCCAGAGCCCGGUUCGCCAAGCUGCGGUCCGACGUGCUGGUCAAGAUGGAACUGCUGGACAGCAAACACGUGCAGCAACUGGGCGGUCAGCUGGUCCGCAUCGUGCGCGGCUUGAGCGAGAUGCACAACCAGCACCUGGAAGAGCUGUCCGGCGACGUGCUGUUCCCCGUCGAAGUGGACCUGUCCAACAGCGCCUUCCAGUAUAAGAGUACCAUGCCAGUGGUACCUGCGUUUGCUGAAGACGAAGAUCCAGAUAUUGAAAUAGGUGAAGAGCUAGGAGAAAAUCUGCUGUCCGAAAAUCUGAUUGGCGCAAAUAACCGACGCAGUUCGACGGAAAACGGCACCAACGAGGAGAACUCUGCCCCAUUGUUGCCGGAUUUACCUUCGAAUGCCGUCAACCGGGAACCAAACUACGAGGAUAUGGACAACCUGACACUCCUGUCCAGUUUAUGUCUGACAGAUAGUCCCAACAGGGCACAUUCCGCCGAAGAAGGAAGUCUAAUCCCAAACUUAGAAUAAAUAAAAGUGUUAUAAUUUAUUAAUAACCAAUUUUAACAAAUAUAUUUAGUUUUAAUGAAAAUAGAUUGUUUUGUCCAUUGAAUAUAAGGGCUAACAAAGAAAAGAGACGUCCUGGUAGGUCAAGAGAAUAUUUAGGAUAUGGCUAUUUUAUAAGUUUUGCUCUUGUUUAUAUACGUUGUACAGGGUGUCCCAU
This is a messenger RNA of Sitophilus oryzae (rice weevil), 1893 nucleotides long. It is a transcript of the gene PICK1, whose product is annotated as PRKCA-binding protein. Gene Ontology annotation, cellular component: neuron projection; postsynaptic early endosome; synaptic vesicle. The record is from RefSeq and is a predicted model, not a curated record. NCBI's taxonomy places the organism in Eukaryota, Metazoa, Arthropoda, Insecta, Coleoptera, Curculionidae. Gene Ontology annotation, biological process: regulation of Arp2/3 complex-mediated actin nucleation; intracellular protein transport; dendritic spine maintenance. Bases 234 to 1700 code for a protein of 488 amino acids. The transcript has 9 exons. Gene Ontology annotation, molecular function: protein domain specific binding; protein kinase C binding; phospholipid binding.